AUGUCGAGUCACCACAAGCGAAAAAGAUCUCAUUCACGCGAUUCUACACAUCGCUCUUCGAAGUCUAAAAAGUCUUCAAGCUCAACAGAGCAGUCAGACCAUGCCAAAAUUGACGAAGAAAUGCUUCUCCAGCUUCGGGCCAUCUCAUCUACAGUUUCAGAUCUUAAAUCUAACAUGGAGGUGUGUAAUAGAAGAAUUUCCCAGCUCGAAGAUGUCUUUACUAGCGAGAAUAUGACACAUUCUCACUCAGAAAAACAACCAGAGCCUUGCCGGGACGGCGACACGCUUUCGAUUUUGGCGGGAAAUGACAAUCCUGAAAAUUUUGAGGAUUUGGCUAUUGAGCCACCAGAGCAGGCUAUUGAGCCAUCAGAGCAGGCUAUUAAGCCACCAAACUCUGCCGUACAGCUAAACACUAGCGAUGAUAUUUGUGGCGACAGAAUUGAUCCUUCAAAACAACAAUCAGUUGAACUCAGCAACGCUAGCGAAGGUCAGCCAGGUUUAUACGACCCCGAAGCUGUUACGACAUCGUGGUCUCCAUCUCAGGAGUUUAAGGAUUUUUUAGAGAAAAAUUUUCGAAGGAAACUAUCCUUUGAUCACAUAUGUGAUAUUUUGGAGGAACAAGCUAUUCCUCAGGUAGAUUCCCUCGUUGCUCCUACUCUUGAUCCACCAAUGUUGUCUCAUGUUUCAUAUCAAAAUAAAAAGUUUGUGCAGGAGCGAGAUAAAGAGCUCGCUGUUGUUCAACGUGCUAUGUUGAACAUCACAGGCCCAUUAAGCACAUUACAUGACCGUUUAGAAAACAACCUUCCUGUUAGCCCUACUGAGCUCAAGUUGCUUGUUGAACAAUCCCUUUGUUUAGUUGGUUCGGCUAACUCACAAUUAUCGGUACUCCGCCGCAAGAAG
Molecule: messenger RNA, 900 nt
Organism: Paramuricea clavata
Lineage: Eukaryota; Metazoa; Cnidaria; Anthozoa; Malacalcyonacea; Plexauridae
Source: the annotation of a GenBank genome assembly